AUGGAGAUAAAAGAUCUUCCGGAAGAGAUUUUGGAUCUUAUAAUCCACCAGCUGUCAAAGGGAUACAGUCAGGACACGCGGGCUCACUUUCAUAAUGCCAAUAUAACCCCACAGACAGGCAUCUACGUUCUGGACAUGCACCGGACUCGUCUUGUUUGCCGCACGUGGAACCGGCUUAUAACAAAACGCUUAUUCAAAACCGUCACGCUCUGCUACAGCGUCGACGCGGCAGGCAGAAACUUCGAGUCUUGGAACAAGUUAGUGGCUUCGAAAGCUAUUAGGGGCGCCGCCCAACGCGUUGUGAUUCAAACAUAUUCAACCGAUAACCACAAGAAGUGGAAGUUUUGGAGUGAGGAAGGCGAAUGGCUUGCAUUCACUUCCUCUAUCAACGGAAUUUCUGAGCUCGACCAUCUGCAAUCAGUUGAGGUGCGCUUCCCGAAGUCGUGCCCCGACUGGAUGGAUAUCAGAGACUCUAAUCUUGACUACAAGGCGCGAGAGGCACGCGAGGCUACUCUGAGGAGUGUCCUCAAGGCUCUGCGGGGACACGAAACACGCCAAUCUCAUCAUGCCAGAUCUGGCAUAUCUGCCAUCCGGGAGCUGAAGCUCGAAAACCUUCCGAAUAGUUCUCUUCCCUCCGAACUCACCGAUGGUCUUUUCAAAGGCAUCGAGCAAUUGCAUAUUCUUAUUUGCCACGAGCACGCCGAAAUCGACCCAGGAAACACGAUGACCGUGGAAUUGAAAGAGCGAACUGAAUUUGAGUCAUACUUGCAAUACUCGCUUCUGCCUCCUAUCGCCGCCCAGCUGGUUGAACUAACUCUCAACGCCCAUCGCGAAUGGGGUCUCACGCUGGGGGUAUUUGAUGGCUCGAAUCUGGAUUUUCCGCAGCUCAAGACGUUAUCCUUAAGUAAUUAUGUUAUCGGCCACAAUACGCUGUUUGACUGGGUCCUUAAACAAAAGACACUCAAAUGCUUGCGACUUAAUAGCUGUCAUAUAAUCACCCAUAUGUGGAUUCCAUUGGGUUCUAAGGAACAAUUAGGUAUAAAUACUGAAGCCUGGCAGAAAAAAAGCGGCGAGUCCUUCUUUGGCGAAGGCGAGUCCUUUAUUUUUCACAAGAGGUGGGCAAACAUCUUUGACAGCAUUCGUGAGGACCUUUCGGGACUCACUGAGUUCAGCCUCAGUUGGGAGACCAAUGUGGAAGAAUUCUUCCGCAUGCUGGACCCUAAAGGUGGCAAUGAUGGUUGGGAAUCACGCUACAUGGCUUUCGAUAUGGGUUUACUCCCAAACCAUUUCGUCCCUUUGCAACAAUUCGGAUGGUACCCCGACUUCGACGAAGAGGAUCCAGAGAUACCGCCUAAUCUCCCUAAAUUUGCAGAUGAGAAUGAUCUUCGGGCACUAAAAGCUCUGGUAGGGGCCACUCAACAGCGACGGCAGAAGUAG
Fusarium mangiferae is the source of this 1437-nucleotide messenger RNA. RefSeq lists its product as uncharacterized. Lineage: Eukaryota; Fungi; Ascomycota; Sordariomycetes; Hypocreales; Nectriaceae. The coding region runs from base 1 to 1437 and encodes 478 amino acids. The transcript has a single exon. The record is from RefSeq and is a predicted model, not a curated record.